CCUCCGUCCCUGCGUGAAGCUGGGUCCUCCUCCUGGGGACACUUGGGUCCGGGGCCUCCGUCCUGGCGUCCCCUUCCCCCGCCCCCCCGUGGGACUGGGCGCCCUCGAAACUCCUCGGACAGCGUCGCCGGCCCCAGCCCGGGCGGAGGUAACCGCAGCCGAGUUCCGUCCCGGCGCCUCCCCAGUGCUCUUGCUAAGGGGGUGGGCGCGAGGUCUCUCCUGCCGGAUGGGAUGCGGGGGCCUCUGCCGCGGGCGCCUCCCCCGAGCUGGCGCUUAGGGGCGGCCCCGACCUCCCGCCGCUUCAAAUUCACCCAGUUGGCCGCCGACCUACUCUGGUGUCUUUCCCAGAGUUUGGGGGCUUUUCUCCGGUCGUGGGGGCGGCGGGGGUGGGGGACACCUGUUCUUUCGGACUUCUUGUCCGGAACAUUGCCACCUCUGCCUUCCGUCUUAGCUGCGAGAGUUUAAAAAACCAGGCUGCUGAGAACUAGCCCUAGACCUCUGCGUGAGGGUUCUUCUGCCGAAGACAUCACCAGUGUGUGGAGCCUGCCCCACACCCACCCGCUGCCAAACCACGGCCUUUACCUGUGUCUUCCGCUGUUUCCCGUGCGACCCGUCCUGUGGGAGUGCCUCGUGGGCCGCCCCAGAGUUCACCCCACGCUCAGCAGCGCCAAUGGUGAAGAUGACAAGAUCGAAGACUUUCCAGGCAUAUCUGCCCUCCUGCCACCGGACCUACAGCUGCAUUCACUGCAGAGCUCACUUGGCCAAUCAUGAUGAACUAAUAUCCAAGUCGUUCCAAGGAAGUCAAGGACGAGCAUACCUCUUUAACUCAGUCGUUAAUGUGGGCUGUGGGCCUGCAGAAGAGCGAGUGUUGCUAACAGGACUGCACGCAGUCGCAGACAUUUACUGUGAAAACUGCAAAACCACUCUGGGCUGGAAAUAUGAACAUGCUUUUGAAAGCAGCCAGAAAUAUAAAGAAGGCAAAUACAUCAUUGAACUAGCACACAUGAUCAAGGACAAUGGCUGGGACUGAUUGGACAACAUCUACCCAACCCAGUGUCCACGUGAACGCCAUUCAACCGAACCUUCUUCCCAAGCGUGAGAGAGUGACUGACACUUGGUUCCAUCCAUUUAGGGGCCUUGCCAUCCGGGGCAUCCUCCCACCCUGACGCCAUCUUUCUGGUGACCGGCCUCUAAAUCGCUGUCUCUCUGUCUCUUUGCUUUGUAUCUGUUUGUGAGUUGAUCCUGGCUUCUCCCUCUGUUCUAGUUUUGGCUGAAAACAAAACAACAAAAGGAACAGAUCCUUGACCGCAUGGCGGCAGCCCACCUUGGUGAGGGCCUCAGGGCCCAUGCGAGAGCUGCCUGAUGGCUUCUUGUCAGGAGAGCAGUGACACGGGGGCGUGAGGAAGAGGGAAAGGGGAAACUCUAAGGGUCCUGGCGUGGGGAAGGGGUGGAAGGGUGGAGGUAGGAACAAAAUCCUGCUGCUCCUGGAGACCUAAUAACUUAGGCUUGAAAUAAUUGACUUGUCUAAAAGGACAAAGAGGAAAAAAAAAUACCUCAUGACUGCAUUCUCUCUGACCAGAAGCUUCUGUUCCUGACACCAAAUGUGCCAGGCUAGGAAAUGAGCACAAGAUGUGGCCCUGAUUCCAGUUGGCGGGGCAAGGGCCUGGCUCCCCUGGGCUGAGUGGGGGUGUGUCCCAGCAGCGGCGAGUGACUUGGGCAAUGGCCAGGUGGGUGCGACGACUCUCAUGCCUCACUCAGUCUCUGGGCGGUCAUUGUCUUUGUCACUUUAGCCACCAGAGGUAAGGUGUGAGGGGACUGCCAUUUGCAAGGGGCUUAACAUCCAAAUAUCCCAAAGGCUUUGACCAGCAACUGAGUAAAGUGAGUAAUUGAGGAGAGCAGGGCACAAAGUGGGCUGCGGCUUGGGAGCGCCUGAAGAAAUGGCUCAGGUAUUGGGCCAGAGAAAUAAAAAUUAGGAUCAGUUAGCAAUUCUGACUGCCUUUCCUUCUGACCCCUCAUAAGAGGAGUGUGGUGCGUGCGGGAGGGAACUGGGUAGGAGUAAUCCCAGGAAGGAUUUAGGUUUGAACCAAUUCAGGCUCUGUGCAUCUUUCCUCUUCGGCUUUACAGUGGCUUCCGUGGGGUCGCCAGUUUCUUGUUGAUAGAGUUUCAGGUGUUUUUCUGCAGUCCUGUUACUGUAGACUGUAGGAAGCAUGGGCCCAAGGCUGUGAGCUUAGUGAUAACCUGCCCGGUAGAUUCCUCAUGCCCCUAAUUGCCCUACGUAGGCUAGAAUGUCUUGCAUGGAGAGAAAUCUGUCAGUGUGGUCCAGCAGCAGGGAGGAGUUCUGAAUUCUAAUAGCACCCGCUCCCCGCAUCCAAACAUCCUUCCAUUAGGGAAGUGGAGAGAACACAUCCCGGUAAGGCCCAUAAGAGAAAGAGGAGUUUGUUACAUUUAAUCAACACUGUGAAGUCUGUUCUGCAGCAGUUCAGCCAGUACACAGUAUAUGACUGAAACUCACUUAACUGAAUUUCAUUUCUUAGACCGAAAAUAUUACUGUUAAGAUACGUGCGCAUGUUAGGUAAUUCUCAGCGUCUCCUUCUCCAAGUAGGCUGACCCUCUCGGAAAAUUCACUCUGAAAGUCUCACAAAAGAAUGAGUUCAUAGGGAGAAUCUGUAAGUUGAUGAACUGAGGUUAAAGCAGCCAACAGCCCAGGAGCUUUUCAGAAUCGCAUCUGCAGCAGAACUAGCUUCCAUUUGGAGCGCAUCCUUGGUGGAAAUGCUUUUUUGUGUGUCUCCACGCGCUGAUGGUGGAAUGGGAGACCCAAGAUAGGUGUGGGCUUGCCCUGCCAGGGGCAGAUGGCAGGACUGACAGAAAGCAGGAUAGCGCCAGGAUUCUUGGGAGAGCCCCUGUAAGACAAAUGGAUUCUUAGAAAUCCAGUUUUGCUUCCCAAGGCUCUUUUCCGGAUCUUUCCAGUACUUUUGUAGCCUGGGAGAUCAAGUUGUUCUCCCCACUUUACUGCAAGGUAGACUGAGGUUCAGAAGAAGUACUUAAUUUCUGUUCCCAGAAGACCAGUUUCUCUGGCUCAGAGGCCCAAGUUCUCAAUGAAAUCAUUUUUCAACUUUCACAUUCCUAAGCUGGCUUCCCGGCACAGAAGCCAUGGAUUUCCCCUCCUCUCUCCCUUCGCUUCCUCAAGGAAAUGGUCUUUCUUCCUUUGUGGAGUUUCAUUAGACCCUUUGCUCAGGGAUUGUCCUGAUAGUGCUUUCCAUAAGAAGAAAAUGGGGGUUAAACAUGGGCAGGUGUUUUUGUCUUUCAAACAAAAAAUGGAAUGUGGUGACAUAAACUGGACAUAGGGUGCCCUCGAAUUUCCAAGGGGCAGAGAAGACCAAUGUGCCACUGUUCUUCCUUGGGGAUGAGGCCUUUGACUGUUGCAUGGAUCAGAGCAGGCUCCAGUCAGACCCUGGUUCUGUUUUUUUCUGUUUUUGUUUUUGUUUUUUUUUUCAAUGACUAUCCAUUGAGCCUCCAGUGGGUGCAAGGCACCAUACUUCCUGUGAGAGAUCUGAGUGUUGGUUUUUCCAUAACUACAGGGGAAAAUAAAACUCAUUAGGCUUUCCCUUUGUGUCAAUGAAACCAAAAGUGCUUCUUACAACAUUAGCUCCGUUCAUGGCUUGUCUAUCUAACAUUUAGCAGCGUUGGAGAGGCCAGAGCUGAGCUAUGGAGAUGCUAAAUUAACUCAUGGCCUCGGUCAGUUCAUUCUUUAAUUUCCUCACCAAAUUAUUGACUUAGAGCAUAACCAAAGACCUCAUUCAUUCACCCCAGGUGGGUUGGGGGAAUUGGAGUUGGUAAAGCUUGGGUGUGGGGUGUGGGGUGUGGAGAGUAGAGACAGGGUAAGCAGAUGUGAGAAAGGAAAAGGCAUGAAGUUCUAUACCUCAGCCAGCAGCUGCCUUCGUUUUGAACUGAAGUCCAGCUGGCAGACUAGCUCCAUCUCCCCUGUGCCACCCUAGGUCAUAUGACCUUGGCUACCCUGGAGUAGACCCAGACCCUUGGGACCCGGGACAUUAGUCUCAGGCUGCCGAUGGGUUGAUUUGACAUUAAUCAAAUACAGCCAAACUUGAUACCCAGAAGUUGUCAGCUGGACCUGACUGAGUUUUUCCUGAGUUCAUGAGGAUAGGCUAGAGUGCAUUUUUACUGGUGGAUCAGUGUGUGCAAAAGAGGUGACCCCUUUAUAAAGAGAUUUUCAAAUGGAUAUAUAUAAAAGAAACAGUUGCUUGUAAAAUAUACUUUUGUAAAUAAUAUUUAAUUUUUUAAAUAAUAUAUUUGGUGCUGUUUUCUCAGAUCCCCUGAGAGCACUUUUUAUUUCAUUUUAAAUUCUAUGGUUUCUUUUGCAUUUCUUGAAGUAUAUUUUAAGGGAAACAGUGAUCACCAAUACACGUUUGGGUUUUUUUUUAAGGUCUCUAUCACUUUCAUCUGGAUCAAGGCUUUAAAGCAAUGCCUCUGCAUUUUUUCCGCAGUGGAACAGACUCUGCAGUACAUUAACCAGGUUGAAAAUGGAAAUAUUUUCUUGCACUAGUAUUGGCUAGAAAAGAAAAUAAAUGAAACCAAGUUAAUUUAGUAGUAACAACUUACAGUGAUUCUUCCUGUUGGAAGAAUUUUUCAACAAAUCGGAAUCAUGUUUUUAAUUGUGCGUGUGUGUGCGCGCGUGCGUGUAUAAAAAGCACUUUCGAUUUUUAUUGAAAAUCUUUUGCCUCCUGUUUUCUUCUGGAGUGGGGACACUAUAACUACAGUUUACACCUCGGGUGCAUAAAGUUUUUCUUCUCUUUCUCUCUGGUUGUUUCUGUUUCCGAGUGGACCAACAGCAGAACCCACAAGGACUUUUCGUUUUCCUGAGCAUGGAGCUGUUGCAGGUUUGCUCCUUUUUCUUGCUUUGUGUGCUCAGCUUUUACAGACUGGAAAGGAAAUCUGUUGCUUGUGAAGAUGGAGCAGAGUCAAAUCUGUGCUUCUGAGACGAGAGUGUAUUAAUCACAUAUCGCCGGGCUCCAGCUGUUACAGAAGCCACAUCAUGUUAAACAUUAACUGGUUUGGGUUAAAAGAACAUUAAUAAAACAAUACACAUAUCUUAGUGGUAAACAGCUUUUUUUUUAAAAAAGGUCAAAUUGCCUCAGGUUCAGUAAGAGGCUGAGAAAUCAAAUCUUGAACACAAUCAACUUAAUAUUUUAAAGGAAUCUGCCUCAAAUGAGAAAACAUGCUAGUUGUCUAGAUAGAGGAAAGAGAUAUUUAAUUUUUUUAAAUUAAAAUAGUUAUGAAAUCUACUGGCAGUAAAAGGUAAAGCCAAGAAGAAACUAUGAAAGCUAUUCUCAUGUUACCAAAUUCUGUCUGCCCAUAUGUUUUCGUAUAACAUUUCGGUGAAAGUGGGAGUUGGUUCCCUUUUCCCAACCUGCAGAGACUAUCUUUCAAUACAGAAUCUGUCUGUUUAUGCUUGUGUUUACAAACUGUAUUCAUUGGGUUUGGGUUUUCAUUUUCUUUGGUGGCAUUUUUCAGGUCACGUUGCUUCUAUAACAAAGGUAAUUGUUUUCAAAUACUUUGUCUUCACCUUUUCCUGUGUUUGUACAUAGUGAUUCAGUAUUAGAGAAAAGUGCAUUGUUUCCGUCAUAUUUCCAAUCUGUGUUGGUGCUCAUUUGAGAAAAUAAAAGUUUUCAAAUAUUAA
This is a messenger RNA of Cebus imitator (Panamanian white-faced capuchin), 5695 nucleotides long. RefSeq names its product yippee like 2 (gene YPEL2). Lineage: Eukaryota; Metazoa; Chordata; Mammalia; Primates; Cebidae. Bases 671 to 1030 code for a protein of 119 amino acids. The record is from RefSeq and is a predicted model, not a curated record. The transcript has 5 exons.